Molecule: messenger RNA, 3618 nt
Organism: Oldenlandia corymbosa var. corymbosa
Lineage: Eukaryota; Viridiplantae; Streptophyta; Magnoliopsida; Gentianales; Rubiaceae
Source: the annotation of a GenBank genome assembly
CAUGAAUUUAAUCAACUCUCUCUCUCUCUCUCUCUCUAUCUCUGACUAAGCUGCCAUUGGGGGCACCAAAAACCAAAAUAGCGGUUGUUAGGACUUAGGAGACUUUGAUUUAGACAACUCCAAGGAGCACAAAUAAAAUAACCCCAAUUGCAUGCAUGAAUAUCCAUUGUUCAUUUGUUUGCUGAAAUUUGAAAAUGUUUUCUUUCAGGAGUCAUUUUCAAACCAUUUGGAGUUUUCUCUUCACAGUUUUGGACUUUGGAGUGUAGUGACUUUGUCUCAAUAAGGACCUUCUAUGAUCUUGAGUCACCAAUCAAAUGAAUACAAGAUUUUAAUCGAGAAUGCAAAUGCCACAGAAUAAUUAUGCAAAAAAUCAGUAUGACAUACUAAGCUGAAACUGAAAUCAGCUUAUAAAGAGGAAUGGUAGUUGGUGAUCAUAUAUAUACAUAGGUUUCAGCUCACUGCAAAUUGCACCAAUGACAAACAGAAAAGGAACAGAAUAUGAUACAAAGAAAGAUGUUUGUAAUAUUUUAUAAGGUAUAAAAAAAAACCUUUUUUUUUAAUUAAAAUAAGGUCUCCACUAAUCAGCUCUUUCUGAUCACCAAAGGGUAUACUAAAUUAACAAUGGCUGCUACUUCAGAUCAUCUUGCCGGCCAACCCCUUUCCAAAUCCAAUCAUAAAUCACCUUAAUCAACCCAUAAUUCAACACCCAAAUCCUCCAAAACAAAUGGGUCCAACUGGGUUUUCUCUAUACUCCACAUCUCAGUCCCCUUUCCUUUCUUCACCACUGUACAGGGAAAUCAGUAAAGCUCCGAUCUUUCAACUCAAUUUGAAGAAAUGCAAGCUGGAAAUCAAUUCCUCUUGCCUGGAGACUGUACAGAAGGAUAAAGGUGGAAUCUUUGGGUUCAGGACUUUGAUUUCGACGGUAACCGUUGAUGUUCAGAGAGCAGAGGGACGGCCGUUAAAUGUGCCGUUAAUUUCCCCUUUCACGAUUGCUUCAUCAAGGCUGGAUAAAGUGGAGAACGUGGCGAUUAGAGUGGAAUUGAGGAAUGGAAGUGUUGGGUGGGGUGAAGCCCCAAUUCUGCCGUUUGUAACUGCAGAGGAUCAACCCACAGCUUUGGACAAGGUGGCAGAGGCUUGUCAGUUUCUGAGGCAGAGUCCCCGGAAGAGUUUGUUCUCGGUUUUGGAGGAGAUUGGUCAACUUCUUCCUGGCCACCAAUUUGCUUCUGUCAGAGCAGGGGUUGAGAUGGCACUGAUUGAUGCAGCUGCAUCCAGUGUUGGAAUUCCUUUGUGGAGACUCUUUGGUGGUGCGUCAAAUACAAUCACUACUGAUAUAACUAUUCCAAUAGUUUCGGCUGCAGAAGCAGCUGAGCUUGCUUCUAUGUACCGAAAACAAGGGUUCAAGACGUUGAAGCUAAAAGUGGGUAAGAAUCUCCAUGGAGAUAUUGAGGUACUUCAAGCCAUACGCAAUUCCCAUCCGGAUUGCUCAUUCAUUUUGGAUGCAAAUGAAGGGUACACAUCCAGGGAAGCCAUUGAAGUUCUGGAGAUAUUACAUGAAAUGGGUGUGACUCCAAUCCUUUUUGAACAACCAGUUCACAGAGAUGAUUGGGAAGGUCUAGGUCAGGUCACUGCAAAUGCCAGAGACAGAUAUGGGGUGUCUGUUGCUGCUGAUGAAAGCUGUCGUAGUUUAGCGGAUGUUAAGAAGAUAGCGAAGGAAAAGCUUGCAAAUGUUGUGAAUAUUAAGCUUGCUAAAGUUGGAGUAAUUGGAGCCAUUGAAAUAAUUGACUUGGCUAGAGAAUCAGGGUUGGAUUUGAUGAUUGGUGGCAUGGUUGAGACUAGACUAGCAAUGGGCUUUGCCGGGCAUCUUGCUGCCGGCCUUGGGUGUUUCAAAUUUAUUGACUUGGAUACACCUCUUUUAUUAGCUGAGGAUCCUGUCCUUCAGGGUUAUGAAGCUUCUGGGCCAAAUUAUAAGUUCUCUAGUGCUAGGGGUCAUGGUGCAUUUCUCCACUGGAACAAUUUUGCCUGGUAAGUCCACAUUUUUUAAUUUCUGACAAGCAAGAUGUUUUAUUACAUGAACACUAUGGAGUUUUUUCCUCACCACCACGGUCAACUUAGCCUCUAUACAACUAGUUUAGGCAUACAUGUACGUGUAAUGUAGGCAUAUGUAUUUUGGAUUUACAUUAUGCACUUGGAUGAAGAGUGCUGCACGGGGCUAGUCCAGUAACUGUGACUUCGGUUAGUCCCCUUUAGGUUUGGAAGGAAAAUACUAGGAAGUGAGAAUGUAAAAAUGUUGUUUCUCUCUUUUCUGUGGACUUGAUAGCUUUUACUACUAUGAUUCAGACACCAGAAAUAAGUAUACAACCUUUUACUUCCUCCAGUCCUAUUCAUGCGGUUCUGCCUGUCGAAUUGGAAUUAGUUCAACUUUCUGCUGUGUGAAUAAGACUGGGGGGGAAUCAUCAAAGAACAUUAACAGAAAUUAGAAGACAUUGAUGACAUAGACGUACCAUGUAACAAAGCCAUUAUUGAACCAAAAAGUUCUCGAUUUGCUACUCGCACUAACUGUAACCUUACACAUUUAAAUCCCAAGAUAAACAAUUGAAGUCCGAGGAAAGAUAUAUUUGAAGCAGUUCAGUUUUGAUCAACUGAAUAACUACUUCCAAAAAAGAUCAACUGAGAUAACCAGUAGCACUCUGAUGCCUAUGAUCUUUGGGUAUCUAUGAUUAUAUUUUUUUUUGUAGUUACACAAACUUGCUUCCAUUAAAUACACAUCCCUCUUAACAGGGCUUCACAUUCCAGCGAGGUUUUUUUUUUUUUUCCUUUGUUUGGCUCUAAUGGAAACAAGUAGGUUUUCCAACUUAUCAAUACAUUGAAGAUGUCAAAACUUGCGCAAAAUUCAGCUAAUCGUUUUUUAAUCUACAGAGUUUCAACGGGUCUGCUGACUCUCUUCUCCCUGGGGGCAAAAUCCGGUGAUUCUGCCAGAGCAUUCCUGUCAAAUCAUCUGUGAUCGCUCGUUCUUACCAUGUUUGCCCUCCACUGUGAAUUGUGUAUAGCAGCGGUUUGGCUUUUAUCGACAUUUUAUCAUUGAGGAUCUUUAGUUCUCUUUGUACAAGUUGAUUCAUUUGUGCCUUCUUUGAUAUACUUGCUUGUUUUCCACUUGAACUACAUUACCCUCUUGAUGUAAUGAUCGUCUCUUGUACCCACACGUUGUAGUUUCAUAUGGUAUGCAUUGUAAAUGAAUAGUGGUUGAAAGAAUUUACUCAAUCUCAUGAAGUAUGCAGAUCAAUGUUAGGCAUCAAAGGGGCAACUUCAUUGCCCAUGAAGAAGGCAUGAUCAUUCAUCUUCUAGUCUUAAACGUUUCACAUUUGUUAUUUUUUCGAUUUACUUAUGAUGCAUACUAUACCAUAUUGUCAGAUUACUGCUCAAUGUUUUCACCCACCAUAUUAGAGGCCCUACAGGCCUACACCAGAAUCGCUACUGCUGGUCUUGGACCAUCGUCAGACCUGAUUCCGGCUAAAUGCCGGUGAUCUGGUCAGAUUUGGGUUGGUACAUUGGUGUCUGGUGAUAGACAUAUAUACUUUAAGGACAUGUACUAGUUGAAACAGUUUGGAUUUCCUACGUGAG